This is a messenger RNA of Kwoniella shivajii, 564 nucleotides long. RefSeq lists its product as uncharacterized. The transcript has 5 exons. Bases 1 to 564 code for a protein of 187 amino acids. NCBI's taxonomy places the organism in Eukaryota, Fungi, Basidiomycota, Tremellomycetes, Tremellales, Cryptococcaceae. The record is from RefSeq and is a predicted model, not a curated record.
AUGCAAUCAGUAGUCGACGCAGCGAAAGCAGCUUCUGCGACGGUAGUAGGGGGAGCGACGUCCCUAGCUAAUACAGCGGCCAGUUAUACCGGAUUAACCAAUGUGACUACUGGACAACAUUCACACGCGGAAGAACAUAAUCACAAAUCUACUUUACCACCUGAUUCAACAGCUUCAGAAAUCAAAAAAUUCGAUGAAGAAGGAUUGAAAGUAUUUGAAGAUGAUCAAGUCCGACAUGAAAUUCUGGUAAAGAUUAAUAAACUUGCCCUCGAAGAUAUAAGGCAUGGUCUCAAGGAAGUAGCUUCACUCGAGUUAGUAGGUCCAGAUGGAAUCAAAAAGGGAAUUUCAUACUACCAUCCAUUGAGAUACUUUGUCGUCACCAGACCCCUUGGAUUAGAUUAUAUCGGUGAAAUCGAGAUUGAAGAUGGUAAAUCCAUUCAUGUGCGCGUACACAAGGCUGGAUCCGGUAACGCGCCGCUCUUCCAUUCACUCGAUACUAGACCGUCUCAAGAAGGUGGAGCAGUUUUCAAGACAGGUGAGCCACUCAGUUGGUUCGACUACUAG